AUGAAACUCCCAGUUCUCUAUAUUCCUCUCCUCCUAUCGCCACCCGUUGUCUCGAUAGUCGCCUACGAGAGCACGCUUACACCACCGCUGCAAAACGCAAAUCACAUCUUCAACGCGAUCCACGCUUCAAUGCGCCAAAGACCUGCGAUUACUCUACGUCGACGGCACCUCGGCUGGAACAUCGGCCAUUGGACACUCGACAGUCAAGACCGCAUUUUGUUUAACGACACUAUCACCGGGGGCAUCAGUAGCGAGGAUCAGCGCGCAAGAGCUGUCUGUCAGCUUGCGAAGGAUGAAUGGGAGGACCGUCUUGACGGAGUCAUUCGUAUGGCGGCCGGCUUCGAGAUUAUCCUGUGUGAGCCGGAAGUGAAUCUGGUGUCAGUGCGGGUCAUGCCCGUGCCUUCUAAGACGAAGGACGGGGAGCAGAAGCAGAUGCGGGACCGCGAGCAUCUACAGAUCGGGUCAGGAGGGAACGGAGGGAAAGCAGGUAAAGCAGGAAAAGCAGGAAAAGCAGGAAAAGCUGCUCCCUUCCAGACUCGUGCCAGCUUCAUCCUGCGCUUCAUCCCCUGUGAUCAAAACAGCGUGGAAGCAGCCUAUAGAAGAUUAGAUGUAGAACAGGAGAGAUUUAUGUCUUUAGCCCUCUGGCUGUGGCAACAGCGUACAAAUUCAAAUUUUCUGCGGCUGUGGUUGCGUGCCUGGAACCGAGCACCCUGA
Aspergillus nidulans FGSC A4 is the source of this 714-nucleotide messenger RNA. RefSeq lists its product as uncharacterized. The record is from RefSeq and is a predicted model, not a curated record. The transcript has 2 exons. NCBI's taxonomy places the organism in Eukaryota, Fungi, Ascomycota, Eurotiomycetes, Eurotiales, Aspergillaceae. The coding region runs from base 1 to 714 and encodes 237 amino acids.